Messenger RNA from Pseudocercospora fijiensis CIRAD86, 918 nucleotides. RefSeq lists its product as uncharacterized. Lineage: Eukaryota; Fungi; Ascomycota; Dothideomycetes; Mycosphaerellales; Mycosphaerellaceae. Bases 1 to 918 code for a protein of 305 amino acids. The record is from RefSeq and is a predicted model, not a curated record. The transcript has 9 exons.
AUGAAAGCGGGUCCACAGAGUCUUCGGAGCAAUAUUGCUCAUUCAACACGAGCAACACGGCACCUACCGCAUCAAGCACGACCAGGACACAAGCAGCACAAAUCACCAACGAGCUUCCAAUCCCUCUCCGACUUGGCUUGUGACUUUUCAUCACAGCGAUCUAUUGAUAUUAAGGUAUGGAGCUCUUCCAACGAAUGCGAGGAGAGGAUUCUGGUCAGGAAUGUAUACAUGAUUUUUCUGGAAGCUCAGACUCUGGAUCAUUUGUACGACUGGGACUUCUUUGUUGCGGUUGCUGAGGUGAGCUGGAGUGAGAUCAAAGGGGUGAUUGAGGAGACGAAGAUUGUUUUGUGGUUGUUAAUGGGAAAGGUUGGGGAGUUGGCGGAGAAAGAUGCUAUUCUCUUGAAGUCGAAUUUUGUCUCCUUCGUGCAUGACCAUGACGCGGAUGGUACAACGCGUCAGAGGAGUGUAAUAUCCGUGUACGACUUCGGGAGACUGGUGUACUCGUUCGGAUUCAAUUUGAUAACUCAUCGUCAGGCGGCAGAUUCUUGGGCUUCUCAAUCUUGUCUGGUCGCUUCGAACUCAUUUGCUUGCGAUUUCCGCGUUGCCCUCGACUUUCAGGGGGCCAUUCUACAUCCUCGCUUGAUGACAUUCAAGGCACAUCCGCGAAAAUGUAGAAUGGUAGGCGGGGAUGCCAUUAGCAGUUGGGCUCGUGACUUCAAAAACGUCCCGAACGGGCGGCGUGAAGGGCUAAUCGAAAAAAUUGAGAAUAGCGGAAACUGGUCGCUAGGACACUUUGCUCGCAAUUCGUCUUGGCUCAAGGCAUGCUAUCAUUUCUGCAACCCAUCUCUUGUGGAGCAUGAAGCAAACCGAUCGCCUGAUUCAGAUCGAAUCGCGCUGAACAGAAGCAUCUAUGACUAG